This is a messenger RNA of Linnemannia hyalina, 300 nucleotides long. NCBI's taxonomy places the organism in Eukaryota, Fungi, Mortierellomycota, Mortierellomycetes, Mortierellales, Mortierellaceae. The record is from the annotation of a GenBank genome assembly.
AUGCUUGUGACGACUCUGGGCUGGGAGCGUUUCAAACAAAAGGCUGAGGUUGAGCAGCAGGAGGGUUUCCAUUCAUUAUCUUUGCCGCCACUCUUGUUCGAGGAGGAUCAGAUCAUGUUUAGCGCCAUGCGUGCACUCAAGAGUCAGGAACUUGGCGAUCUCCAGUGCAUCGCAAAGCAGCUAGAAUGGCACCACCGUCGAGGUCUGAACGCCGCCAAGCGCAAGAGAGGGAUCGACUAUUUGGAGAACUCCUUCCUCCUCGUCGAACUCAGUUCCAGAUACCGGAGACGAGUCGGUUAA